This is a messenger RNA of Phytophthora sojae, 3420 nucleotides long. RefSeq lists its product as hypothetical. The record is from RefSeq and is a predicted model, not a curated record. Gene Ontology annotation, biological process: DNA integration; DNA recombination. Gene Ontology annotation, molecular function: DNA binding. NCBI's taxonomy places the organism in Eukaryota, Oomycota, Peronosporomycetes, Peronosporales, Peronosporaceae. Bases 1 to 3420 code for a protein of 1139 amino acids. The transcript is spliced from 2 exons.
AUGCAUGUCCUCGCUCCAGGUUCCAGCCUCGUCAACGCGACCGGCGCGCCAACAAAUAGCCCUGUUCAAGCCACGCUCCAGGCACCAGCUGAGCGCGCGCCGCCAGGAAAGCGACGCAUUCGGCUGCCCAUUCAGCCCCUAAGCGAUGCCAGCAACGCGCCGGACGCGCUCGGAAGGGCCACGCCGACAGCUAACGCGCCCCAUACACUCGCCACUGCGAACCGCCAGGUCGCUCUCCGGAAGCUUGCCACCAAAGGCGACGCGACAGCGCAACAACAAUCCCACGCCCGUGCCGGUGAGACCAACCGGGCAUCGAGCCCGCUGGAUGCCUCCGAGGGGUGUUCUGCGUCACAGCCUUCCUUGGCCAGUGCCGAUGAGAGCUGCCGGGCCAUCGACCCGCAGUAUGCCAUCGAAGGGGCCAAUCGGCCGACACCACAUCCACGUACGCUCGCCAAUGCGACCCGCAGGACACACGUCCCGCAGCUUGCCGUUGUCGAUUGUUCCGUAGGCCGAGACGAGCACGGCCACCAGGCCCGGAACCAGCCGCACUCAUCAACAGAGCGCGAUAUUAUGACCCAACCCCCUCCUGCGGAGGCGAACCGAGCCGCCCAGCCCGCCGUGAUCGGUGGGGCUGCUCCACUAACGGAGCCGCACACGCGCAUCGACGGAAACGGCAGCGCGCCGACGUCGCACCAUCCCCUCCUCAGACUCCGCCAAGCUCCAUCUGAGGCCGAACUGCAAGCUGCACACGCCAACGGCGCCGCGCGCGCCCGCCUAUGGGACUCGAUCCGAUAUACCUCGCUCGCAUCCACGUUCCGGGCCGUCGGGUUGAAAUUGCCGCCACGGCAGGCAGCUGAGACGAACCCUCCAAUCCUGAACAAACCGCUGCCGGCGGCGAUGUCAGAAUACAUUCGCCGCGUCCGUCCAUCGCUGCCCGAAUUUGUGGAGCUGGUGCGCGGCCAAACCGCGGCCGAUUACCGCCCCAACAAGGCCUUGGUUCUGGCCGUCCUCGCCCACCACUGCAAAGGGUACAAGCACCUGGACGCACUACUGAAGAUCGCCGCCGAAGGAGUACGCGUCCGGCUUACCAAACCGCUUCUCCGUCAGUCGCGGUUUCCGCGCAACCAUCCGUCCGCCUCCGCUCGAAUCAACGUCCUGCGGGCCAACAUCCGACGGGAGCAGGACCUCAUGCGCUGCCUCGUCGUGGACGCCGACAUCAUCAAGAUAUGGCCAGAGAUCUUUACCAGCCCGUUCGGUGUCGUCGCCAAAGGCGAUGAAGACCCGCGUACCUCCGGCCGGACAAUUCACGAUCUCUCUCAUCCUGACGGCGCCUCGGUCAAUUCACACACCGACACGGUCGAUGUGCCCGACCCAACGUUCGAGCACUGCUCCAGUGUGGCCCGGGAGAUCACCCGCUGCCAACUCGAAGAUCCUGAUCGCGAUGUACUCGUCAUGGCUGGGGACGUCGCAUCCGCAUACCGCAACGCGCACACCCACAGCGAAAGUGUCUACAUGUUCGCAGGAUACCUUCCGGAAGACAACGCCAUCAUCCUCGACUUGGCCGCAGCUUUCGGCUGGACAGGGUCUGCCGGCACUUACAGCGUUUUGGGUGGAGCUGUCGCCUACAUCCACGGAUCCACCAGCACCGACGACCUGCCGACGGGCUUCUACAACUACCACUGGGUCGACGACCAUGUCAACGUGGUGUCCGACAUCGAGUCACGGUGCGCAACCGUCGAACGUUCACUACGCUUCGCGAUGACGGCGGUCAUGGGCCCAGCCGCCGUCAAUGACAAGAAAUUCACGGAUUGGAGCACCCGCCAAAAAGUACUCGGGUUAGUCUUUGACACCAAGGCCUCCACUGUCGCGAUGCCCACAACGAAAAUCGCGAAGGCCCAGCGGAUGAUCGGCCACGCCUGUCAAGCUGCCACACUCACGCGCCAAGAAUUUCGCUCCUUGCUCGGCUCCCUUCGACACGUUGCAACCUGCGUGCACCCCGCCCAGGCGUUUCUCCAACGGCUUCGCCUCGGUGAGCGAGCCCUGCACCGAUGCGCUCGUGUCAAGAUCACGAGUCCAAUGCGCGAUGACCUCACGUGGUGGCGGUACAUUCUCAACUCGCCAGCGCUGAACGGAGUUCCGCUGGAAUAUUUCAAUUCGCUACCAGAGCCAGACAUCACGGUUAUCACAGACGCAUCGGAUGCCGGGAUCUGCGCCCUCGUUCCAAAGUCUAAACUGGCUCUCACCUACCAGUUCUCCGUCGAAGAGCAGACCCUGGUCCAAGCGUUCAACGGCGGGGCCAACAACCAUUUCGACAUCAACUACCGCGAGCUCCUAGCAUGCGCCUUCGCCGUCCAGACAUGGGGCCCAGCGUGGCAGCGAUCCCAACCCAAGGCAAGUCCACUGCACAUCCACUUCCGGACAGACAACACAUCCGCGAUCGCGUGGCAGGCGAAAAUGUCGUCUAAGAACCAACGGGCGCAGCUCUUGAUCCGGCUCCUCUGUCUAUGGGAGCACUACCGGGAUCCCAGCCCUCGAAGCCGCCGGGCACAACAUCUGCGCGAGCACUCCAUCGCCGACUCUUCCUUCAACGCCUACGCGCGAGCGUUCAAGCGCUGGUCCCGAUGGAGCGCCCGCCAGGGCGUCGUCUGGAGCCCCGAUCUCCCCUUGACCACCCAGCUCCGGCACAUUUCAGAAUUCAUCGUCGAUUGCGCCUUCAGCGGCCAGAGGUCCCCCGCGUCCAUCGCAAUGCUGGAGGCAUGCUUCUCAACGCUCGACCUCCUCAACCCCGCGGACCAAGCUCUAUGGGGGGUUCUGUGCCUGUCCUUCUUCUUCUUACUCCGGCGGUCCGAGAUCAUAGCUGUCACAUCCUCGAGCUUCCGCUGGUUCGCCCUCAAAGGCGGCGAAAUAGCCGUGGUCGACAUCGACGGCACCACAACCGAAGACCCCGAGUCGGCGUCCGCAGUGCGGAUCCAACUCAGCGGCUCCAAGACAAACCAGAAUGGCGCACCAACGGUCCGCAUGCUCACGCGCUCCGGGCACCGCCACCUGUGCCCAGUCCUCGGUGCCUUGCUCCUGACUCAAGCCCGUCGCGGCCUCCCACCGGACAUCCCGGCAGCCGUAUUCAUCAACCGCCACGGCCGGCCCGACUGCGUGACCGCAUCGCGCGUAACGAGUGCCAUCCGCGACGCGGCCCGCGCCGUGGGCGAAGACCCGACACGAUUCGGCACGCACUCACUGAGAGCCGGCGGCGCCACCAACAUGUACCGCGCCGGAGUCGACACUCUCACGAUCCAAUUCCACGGUCGCUGGGCUUCCGACGCUUUCAAGCUCUACACAAGACUGUGCAGCGAGUCGGUCGCCGGGAUUGCCAGCAAGAUCGUCAGCGGGGCCAAGACGUCGACCGCGUUGCAGAGGGAUUGA